Molecule: messenger RNA, 3195 nt
Organism: Papaver somniferum (opium poppy)
Lineage: Eukaryota; Viridiplantae; Streptophyta; Magnoliopsida; Ranunculales; Papaveraceae
Exons: 3
Coding region: 1-3003 (1000 amino acids)
Source: RefSeq, a predicted model, not a curated record
AUGAGAUAUGCAGGAGCUCAUGAUUAUGAGAUAUGUCACUCUGUGUUGAAAAGAGAUCGUGAAGGUAUAGAAUCUGAGUUGACGCCAUUGACAAACAAAGGAAAAGGUUUAGAAGAACAUGCAUGCAUCAGUGCAGAAGAUGAAAACGCCGAAAACUGGUAUGCAGGAAACAAGCAUUCAAUGAAAUCUGAGUUUGAUAGAUCAUCUUGUAAUUCAACCUACACAAACCGUGAAUGUGACCCAGACAAAAAAAGAACAAGAUUUAGAUAUGAAGCCCCCAGCAAGAAUAAUGGAGAGGAAGUAGCUGAAGAUGAUAACUACUAUGAAGAAGGACCUGAACCAGUGGCCGUAGCCGAUUCAGAUUUUUAUGACUUUGACAGGCAUCGGAGUGAAGAAUGCUUUGCAGUUGAUCAGAUGUGGGCAAUUUUUGACGAUUUAGAUGGUGGAUCUCAAUGGUUGGAUUAUGUUGCUAAGGAUAUAGAUGAGACUGCUUGGAAGAGAAGUGGGUUACCUGCUGCUUGUGGGGUAUUCAAACAUGAGAAGACCCAUAUUAUUGAAGGUGUAAGUACAUUCUCUCAUAAGAUUGUCUGGCAGAAAGGUGCUAGAAAUACUUACAAGAUCUAUCCCCGAAAAGGUGAAACUUGGGCCCUCUACAAGAAUUGGAAUGUGAAAUGGAGUUCUGAUCCAGACAACCACAGAGAGUACGAGUAUGAAUUUGUUGUAGUCCUGUCAGAUUACACCAAGUCAGGCAUUUUGGUUGCCCGUUUGGUUAAGUUAAAAGGUUAUGUGUGCCUGUUUAAGCCAGUCAAAAACAAUGGCAUGCCUUCCUUUCAGAUACCAGUAAAUGAAAUGUUGAGAUUCUCCCACAGGGUUCCUUCAUUUAGAACGAAUGGCAGAGAACAUAAAACUGUCCCUGAAGGUUAUUUUGAGCUUGAUCCUGCUUCACUGCCUAAUAACCUUGAAGAAGUUUCUGAUUUCACUGAUGGGAAAGCUGAAACUGUUGAUGUAUUAGAGAAUCUUUCGAUGCCGAAGAAGAGGAAGAUUCUUUCUUCCGAUUGUGUGACAGCUGUGGCAAAGAGCAUUACUGAGCAAAUUCCUUCUUCAUCUUCUUCGACUUUUGAUCCCUGUGAACUUCCAGAGUCGGAAUUUUGUUUAUUUGAAACUGACAAAACUCAGCACAAAUUUCAAGUUGGUCAGUUAUGGGCUGUGUAUUGCGAGUUGGAUGGCUUGCCCAAGCACUAUGCUCGGAUUAAGAAGGUUGAAUCAGUUCCACAGUUCAAAGUGAACAUACAAUGGCUUGAAAUUUGCACUCCACGACCAAAUGGUUGUUGUCUCCAAUGGCUUGACAACAAAAUACCCACAUGUUGUGGAAUUUUCUCUAGUGGCGACGACAUGGAGUUUCAUGAUACUUUGUCUUCCUCUCAUCUUGUGAAAGGAACAGUUGCUGGGAUGGAAAACAAGGUUGCAAUCUUUCCAAGGAAUGGGGAGGUGUGGGCAAUAUACAGGAAUUUUAGUUCAGAAUGGUCUUUUUCUGACCUCCAAGCAUGCAAGUAUGAUAUAGGCCAAGUUGUACAGGUAAGUGAUAUAUACAAGGUGUUGGUUUUGGAGAAGGUUUCUGAUUAUAAGACGGUGUUCAAGGCUCAGACAAAAGCAGGGCGUCAAUCCUUACUCGAGAUAUCAAGCUGUGAAUUGCUUAGGUUCUCUCAUCAGAUUCCUGCUAUCCAGUUGACUGAUAAAAAAGAAGGAACAUUGCGUGGAUGUUGGGAGUUGGAUCCUAAAGCAGUGCCUGUUCGUUUAUUCUCUUCCAUUAGUUCCAGUUUUUCCAAAGAAGCUUCAUUUGCAGACCAGGCUGGUGCUAAGGAGAUGGGAUCAGAUGGCGUGGGCACCAAUUUUAAUAUUGUUGCUGAGCGAAGUACCCAAGGACCUUUCCAUCUGGACAGUUGUGAAAUCCCAAAGGCGCAGUGUAGCAAGUUUGGCAAGCCAGAAAUGAGAAUAAACUCUGAAAAUAAAAGCACCAUGGUUGGAAGAAGGAAACCAAUAGGACGUAGCUCGUCUACAAGAUCGGCAGAUGUUUAUGAGGAAAUGCGGACUGCAGAAAGUUCUGGUCGACCUCAGCAUAAGAGAAAGGCAACCACAGUUUCAGUUGGCAAGAAAAGUUGUGCUGGCCCCACUUUCCGCAGAUUGGCAGAUAUUUAUGAGGAAAAUGCUGCCGCUAACACUAAGAAAGUGAUUCCAGAUGGUGUGCAUGCCAUACCUGUCAGUUUGGACAAGGAAAUCCCCUCUUCACCUUCUCCUUUGAAGAUUUUUGAAAAACCAGAGACUGAAUUUUACAACUUUGACAAUGAGCGAUCCCGCGAGAAGUUUAAGACUGGUCAGACAUGGGCAUUGUAUUGCAAAUUGGAUGAGUUACCCAAGAACUAUGCUCUGAUAGAGAGUGUCGAAUCUUAUCCACUUUUUAAAUUGGCUGUAAAGUGGCUUAAAUCUUGCAAUCCACCAAGGGCUAUUAUUCCUUGGAUUGACAAGGGAAUGCCAGUGUGCUGUGGGACGUUUAAGGUUGCAUCUGGUGAUGGUGUUGUCUUUAAUGAUUCAAUUUAUUUCUCUCAUCAAGUAAGCGGAGUAGCAGCUGGUAAUGACUUGCAGACUAUCUAUCCAAGGGUGGGGGAAGUGUGGGCUCUGUACACUAAAUUUCGCUCAGACUUGAAGUGCUCCGACUUAAAGAGCUGUGAGUACUACAUUGUGGAAGUUUUAGAGGUGUUUGAUGCCAGUUGGAUAAUCGUUUCGCUUUUGCAAAGUGUUACUGGCUUUAAGAUGCUGUUCAGUGCUAAAGAAAAAGAGGGGUUUGACUCUAUUGCGGCGGCUGUACCUUGGACUGAACUGUAUAGGUUCUCGCAUCAAGUUCCUGCUUUCAGGUUGACAGAAGCAAGGUAUGGCAAGUUGUGUGGCUGUUGGGAGCUUGAUCCUAAAUCAGUCCCAGUUUGUUUGCAUUCUACAAAUGAAAGAUGAGCAUAUUGGUGUAAGUUUUAUCUAGCUCGACACUAUAUUCAGGAAGAUGGACCAUUCACAGAAAAGUACUCUUUUUGAUCUCCCAGGUGCUCAACUUUUUUUUUCCUGUCAUCUAAUUUUUUGCUAGCCUUGUAAACAUUGAAUUACAACUUUACUUUGUUGCGGAAUUUCCCGAGUCACAGUAUAAGUUGU